Messenger RNA from Gadus chalcogrammus (walleye pollock), 781 nucleotides. It is a transcript of the gene chtf8, whose product is annotated as CTF8, chromosome transmission fidelity factor 8 homolog (S. cerevisiae). Lineage: Eukaryota; Metazoa; Chordata; Actinopteri; Gadiformes; Gadidae. Gene Ontology annotation, biological process: mitotic sister chromatid cohesion. Gene Ontology annotation, cellular component: Ctf18 RFC-like complex. The transcript is spliced from 3 exons. The record is from RefSeq and is a predicted model, not a curated record. Bases 165 to 665 code for a protein of 166 amino acids.
UCAAACGGAAAUACGUCAUGGAACUAGGAAAUAUGGACUGCUGGCGGGAAAGAAGAAAUAUAAGCAUAUGUAAGAAACAACUAAACAGUUGUAGUGUUACAUUUUGAUGACAUUUUGUUUCGAAAGCCGUUCGGGUUGAAUGCUAAUAGAUUCCAUGUUAUUCAAUGCAAUGCAAAAAUAUUGUAUUGCACCCAGUCAUCUUAAACAACGCUGAACACUGGCAAACAUCUAAACAAGGGUCGACAACCGAUAGGGCAAUGGUCCAAAUAAUAAUAAGAAGCAGUGUGGGCAGUGGUGCCGCUGCAGAGUGGCUGCUGGUUGAACUGCAAGGUGAAGUGGUAUCUAGGCAGAACUCUGGUCUAGCAGGGAAUGCCAUGGGGGAUCUGCUCUACACUAAGGAGGGUAUUCCUGUGCUUAUAGUCGGCCAUCACAUCCUGUAUGGUAAAGUGGUCAAACUGGAGAAGCCUUUCGCCGUCCUCACCAAGCUCCCUGGUCACGCACAGGACGCCGCCAGCCAUGACGACAACAACCAGGUACCCAUGGAAACCGACAGCCAAGGAGAUCCUUCCUGCACCUCCUACUCGGUGACAGCCCUUAUCAAGAAGAAGCUCAUUUUCAAGACGCGGCCCAAGCCAAUCAUUACAAAUGUGCCUAAGAAGGUGUAAACCAAGAAACUGUUUUGUGUCUGUGCACAUACCUGGUGUGGUGGGUAUAAAAUAUGAAUAGAUAGAUCUUUGCAACACAUCUAAUAAAGUAGUUGAGGUGCUUUUAAGUAUUUGCA